AUGUCGCUCGGCCACAACGCCUGGCCUCCGGGCAAUAUACGGCCCCCGGAUGAUCUUCAGGACUCUCCCCGCCCGGUCAAUGGCUUAGUGAAGACUUUAUCUGGCUCCCGGACGCCCCAAAUACGCGGCUCUGUUGGCGCCGAAGCGCUGAACCCCAGCUCGACAUCCGAAACCGAUAUCGCGCCCGAAGAAGACCCGCGCAUUGCUCAAUUCCGUGAAUUGUAUCGCCGCAGUGAGGCGAAAAUAAGUGCGCUGUUCUGUGGACAAUAUUCGGAGGAUAUCCCUGCGGCUGAGGAGACUACUGAGUCGUCCGAAGCUCAACCCGAACGCGUCGACCAUGCGCCUCCCCCUUCCACCGCCCCACGCAAGUCUGCUCGAAAGCUCGACGACGAUGACUACGAUGACUACGACGACGAUGACGAAGACGAGGAAAUGGACGAUGCUGCUGAAUCCCCUCUGAAGACCAAGUCGGCCGCUGCAUCACAAGAGCCUAGUGGUGCUGCGCCAUUAGCACCCCGUCCCGGUACCUCGAUAUCCACUGCUGCGGAUGGACUUAAGGAGCCCAAGAAGGAAACAAUGGAGGAUCUCCGGAAGCAACUUGAGGAAGACAAGAAAGCUACGGAGGAGGCUGCCAGAAGAAGCUUCCACACACUGUUCUACACCCUUGAGAAUGAUCGGGAUGCCAUGCUUGAUCAACAGCGCUUGGAAGAGUCGGAAAGACAAGUUGAGGCAGAGAUAUCCGGCCAGGCUAACAUGGGUGGCAACAAUACCUCAGGCGCUUCCAAUGGCUACAGUUCCUUGAGUAAUACCAACCUGGGCGCUUCAAGUUUGACUCUGAAAAACCUUAUCGCACGAAUUGACAAGAAGCGAGACCGGGUUCAGGCGUCAGAUGCUGAGCUGCGAAGCCUGCUGAGUGAGGUUCGCAAGAACCGCAGCAAAUGGGCGAACGAAGACAAGGUCGGCCAGGAAGAGCUCUAUGAAGCUGCGGAAAAGGUUCUCAGUGAGCUCAAAGCUAUGACAGAACACUCGACUGCUUUUUUGACUCGCGUCAACAAACGCGAUGCCCCGGACUAUCAUACGAUCAUCAAGCACCCGAUGGAUCUUGGAUCAAUGACCAAAAAGCUGAAAGGCUUGCAGUAUAGAUCCAAGCAAGACUUUGUCGAUGACCUCACCCUCAUUUGGGCGAAUUGCUUGAAAUACAAUACCAACACGGAACAUCCUCUGCGGAAGCACGCACUUUACAUGCGCAAGGAGACUGAGAAGCUUGUCCCUCUCAUCCCAGAUAUUGUCAUCAGGGACCGUGCCGAGGUUGAGGCUGAAGAACGUCGACUCCAGCUUGCCGAUAACGAUGGCGCCGAGGAGAGUGACGAUGAGCCCAUCAUGUCCUCGCGGGGUAGAAAGGCUCCUGGCAAGAAGACUUCCAAAAAAGGAACAGCCCCUUCCCGUAAUACUCCCAGUCCUGCCAGGGCCCCCAGCACUCAGCCAACUGCGCCAGCUCGUGCAGAUUCGGACGCUGCCGGUGAAGCUAGUCAAAAUGGAUUUUCCACACCACCUCCUGGAUCUAACACGCCGUCUGACCCUGCUGGUUCAGGAGCGAUAGCUGCAGUGAGCCAGGACGAUACGAUGGAUAUCGACGGUCCGAGUACGUCGACAACUGCGCUCAGUGCCCUGUCAGUUUCCGGCGGCGUAGAGCCGGAGGACCCCGAAUACAAAGUGUGGAAGCAAGUCACCAAGAAAGAUAGAGCGCGCGUUGCGGCGGAGCGACAUCGUCUCCUCCGGGGAGACAAGCUCAAUUCCGAAGAACCCGCUUUACUCAGAAGUAAAGCUGGCAUGCGCCGAUGGCUUCGGCACCAGAAACAAGCUACUAUCGAAGCUGACAAGUCUCGUGACGGGGACUCUCAAGCCAUGGAACCCGAGGCCGCAGGCGAGAGCCUUGCAGAAGGGAUUGAGGUCGAAGAAGACCAAAUGCUGCCUUAUUAUUAUGAUGUUAUGUCUGGGGUUCCUGAUCUUCCCGAUAAGCUACUCUGGAAGGAAGACGCGCAAGGCAAUGUUGUUGAUGCCUCUGAAGAGUAUCUUCGGAUGCUUCCAAAAGGUCAUUUCGUCCAACCGGAUAGCAAGUUGACCCGGAAGAUGAACUCGAACAUGCGGCAGAUGCAAGAAACUCGCAAGAUCUGCUCAAAGAUUGGCAUCGUCAAGCAGAUGCAGCUUCAAUCCCAGAUGUAUCAAAAUCAGUUCCAAAAAUAUCAACCAGAGCCAUUUCUCGAACAAGAUAUCGAACCACAUGUCAUGAAUGACAACGGCCCUGUCAUUGCCCCCUGGGCCUGUAGGGCAGCAUUGCAGCGCUCGGUCGCUAAAGUUUUCUAUCACACUGGCUUUGAGGAAUACCAGCCGUCUGCUCUUGAGGCGGUUACAGAUAUUGCGGCCGACUUUUUCCAGAAGCUUGGGGCCACCUUCAAGUCUUACAUGGAAACACCGAAGGUUCCUACUACCGAGUCACAUGAAGCUGCACCUUCAGCCACCGAGUGGAAACCUGCAUACACUCGUUCUGAAAUUGUCUUACACACCUUGUCUUCUGUGGGGAUCCAUAUAGAUGAACUGGAGUCCUACAUCAAGGACGAUGUGGAUCGUCUGGGAACCAAACUCACCACUGCUCAUGAUCGACUCAAGUCACUCCUGACGGAACUCCUUCGGCCUGCCCUUGAAGGCGGCGAAGACGGCUCAAACGCAUUCGCUGAUGGCAGCGAACAGUUUGUCGGUGGUGACUUUGCUGAGGAUAUUGAUGAGGAUUUCUUCGGUUUCAAGGAACUGGGCUUGGAUCGGGAGUUCGGCCUUUCCACACUCAGUGUGCCCUUGCAUCUGCUUCAAAAUCGGAUGUUCAAUGCGGCCAAUCCUCAAAACACGAGUGUUUCACAGACUGUUACCCUUUUCGCUCCACCGCCCCCUUAUGCACGCAUCUCAACGGACAACUUAUCUCGCCAGAUUGGCCUCCUACAGGAGUUCUUCAAGGGCAAGCUUGACGCAAACAAUGAUGAACCUCUUGUGGAAGACCUGGAGCUGCCCCCCAAGCAGCGUCCCAUGGCUAUCAAACCCCGUCUCCCAGCCUCAGGCAAAAUCCCCCAGGCUAGUCUCCCGGGUCUUUCAUCCAGCCCACAGAAACGAGCCGCCCCACCGAUGGCAUCCAAAACGGGCGGCGCAGAGCCAAGUAAGAAGAAAUCCAAGAAGAACAGUGGCGUGGCACUCGAAAUGCCCGACUUCAAUCCCGAUGGCGAAGGCGACCAGACGACUGGUGACCCGGCAACAAAUGCCAAUAUGAAGACCGAAGAAACCGGCCUUGUUGAUGGCGCUGGUGAAUCCAUGACCAACGGAGCGUGA
Penicillium egyptiacum is the source of this 3372-nucleotide messenger RNA. The record is from the annotation of a GenBank genome assembly. NCBI's taxonomy places the organism in Eukaryota, Fungi, Ascomycota, Eurotiomycetes, Eurotiales, Aspergillaceae.